UAUAACAAACCCUAGUUUCGCCCUUUCUUCCGUCAGUCUCCACCAUCAAAACACACACACAGUAAUUUCAAAAAACAAACAAGAUGGCUGACGAUGAUUACGAGAUGGACACAGGAGGUUACGAAGAUGAGCCAGUUGAACCUGAACUCGAUGAAGGGGCAGAAGAAGAGAUGGGAGGAGAUAAAGAAGAAGAAGAUAUAGGAGAUCCGCUUUUAGCCGGUGAUAAUGAUGAAGAAGCUGAAGCGUCUGCUCCUGUUGAGAAACCGAGGAAAACGAUCAAAUAUAUGACUAAAUAUGAACGGGCUAGGAUUUUGGGUACUCGUGCUCUCCAAAUCAGCAUGAAUGCUCCAGUGAUGGUUGAGUUGGAGGGCGAAACUGAUCCCCUUGAGAUAGCUAUGAAGGAGCUUAGACAGCGGAAGAUACCCUUUACCAUCCGUCGGUACCUGCCUGAUGGAAGCUAUGAAGACUGGGGAGUUGAUGAACUAAUCGUGGAGGAUUCUUGGAAAAGACAGGUCGGCGGCGACUAGGUUGAGUGCCGCCUUGUGCUGCUUGAAAUACUCUCUGAAUGUCAUGUUUGUAGACAUGAACCUGUGAAACAUCAACCAUUAACAUGCUUGUUGUCUAGUACAAUUAUGUUAAACUUCGUGACGAAAGUUCGUAACUAUUUUAAUUGCCGUUUAUGGAAGGUGAUUUUGUGAA
Erigeron canadensis is the source of this 699-nucleotide messenger RNA. Its product is annotated as DNA-directed RNA polymerases II, IV and V subunit 6A-like. Gene Ontology annotation, cellular component: nucleus; RNA polymerase III complex; RNA polymerase II, core complex. The record is from RefSeq and is a predicted model, not a curated record. Bases 84 to 527 code for a protein of 147 amino acids. The transcript is spliced from 6 exons. Lineage: Eukaryota; Viridiplantae; Streptophyta; Magnoliopsida; Asterales; Asteraceae. Gene Ontology annotation, biological process: DNA-templated transcription. Gene Ontology annotation, molecular function: DNA binding; DNA-directed RNA polymerase activity.